AGAGUGCAGUACGCUUUGUAGUGGACAGCUGGCUGGAAACUCAGAUUUUAAACCAAUAUCUCUAUUGUUUAAGCACCAUCCUAGAAAUCUGAAAUCUAGAGUGGGCUCCAGUGUUUUGCUGUAUUGUCUUCUUGAGUAGCAACAGUAGCUGCUGUGUAUUUGACUGUCCCAUAGGACCUGACUCUUCUUCCUGACUUCCUACCUGGAGAUACAUCCAUCAGGACCACAUCAACUCUUUAACUAUGCCAGAGCAUACCGUGACCACUUCGGCCAAGAGCCACAAGACCAGGAUCAAGAGAAGCAGCAUUAUUAUCAAUGUGACCAUGAAAGAACCAACUAAGGGGAAAGUAGCAUCCCCUUCAGCUUCUGGCAGUAGACGAAUGAGCAUGUUCAGUAUUAUGCAAACAAGCAGAGCGGGAUCACUGUCUCGUCGGAGCAUCCUGAUGACUUCAGAUGGAAGGUCUGUGGAGAAAUGUUCUGUAACCGGUGGAAAAGGUGUUAUCCAGGUUUUUGAUGAUCUAGGAAGAGAUGUAACACCACGCCCACUUUACCAACCAGAACCAACAGCUGCCGUUCCUAGACAAAGCAAAAUCCUAUCAGCACAUGAUUUUGCUGGAGCGACUCAGACUGAAUUCUUAUCUUCCCUUUCUGCACAACAAACAUCUGGAGGCAGUAUUAGCCUAGUGGGCCCAUUCUCAAGGACUUAUGGUAGUAGUAGUAUUACAAAGUCAAGUACUUCUACUGACUCGAUGGCAGAAGAAAUCAUAGAACCUGGAUCUAGACGAGAGACACUUGCCAGUUUUUCAGAUGUCCAGGUCAGACGAGAGGAAGUGCCAGAACAACUGACAAAACAAGACCUAGAAAAGCAGGUGGAUAUUUUCCUUACAGAGACAGAAACAAUUUGGUUAUUUGACAUGCCAACUCUCAUGAUAUCUACAGAGGCUGAGGAAGCUAACAGUGUGAGGAAAAAUAAUAUAGCAUACAUGGAACUCUGUAAAAAUAGAGUUGGCAAUGAUCGUUACACCAACAGAAUGAUGCAAACAAUUAAUGGAGCACCAAAAACAAAGGAAGUACAAUGUGACAAAAUUGUCAUGAGUGACAAAGAAAUAAUGGCCACUGUCUGGGAUUUAUAUGAUUCGUUUAAUGCAUUGGAAGUAGGAUUGCUAGAAAAAACCUGUCGACCAGAAGGUACAAGUGGCAGCAAAUCAACUGUGUUCAAAGAACGUGACCAAAGCACAUCUGUAGUUUCUAUGGACCCAGAGAGCACAACAUCAAGUUCUAUCAUUGACAUCGAAAGUGUAAUUCUCUCCCGAAUCCAAGAAGAAGUAGAAGACCGUUCAGAAGCUAUACUAAAAUCUGAAAAAUUUAAUCAAGAUUUAUUUUACAUGGAGAGAGUCCUAAUGGAAAAUACUUUUCAGCCAAACCUUGCAGCCUAUCGGCAGCUUCCUGUCUUCUUAGACCCAGAAAGGAAAUCUGCACAUAGUGAAUCUGAAUCGCAUGUGGAAUCAGAGAAGGAGGAAGAGGAAGAGGAGGAGGAGGAAGAAGAAGAAGAACGGUUAUCAGUUAGUUCAUCACUGCUACUAGAACUUGGUGAAGUGAGAAAAGACAUCCCACCACCCGACAUGGAAUCUUUGUGGUCCUAUGGAUGUGAUUUGACUAGAGGCAACAACGUGAGCUGUAUGGCUUGGAACAAGCAUAAUCCUGAUCUUUUGGCUGUCGGUUAUGGUCAGUUUCUUUUUAAAGAGCAGAAGAAAGGCAUGGCUUGCUGCUGGUCGUUGAAGAAUCCUAUGUGGCCAGAACGGGUCUAUCACUGUAACCAUGGAGUAACUGCACUGGAUUUCUCAGCAGCCAAUCCGAACCUCCUGGCAGUUGGACUGUUUAAUGGGACAAUUGAAGUGUUCAAUGUGCAGACUCAUAAUCCUACUUCAGUUUUGGAUACCAGUGAAUCUUAUGAAAAACAUUUGGGCCCUGUGUGGCAGCUUAAGUGGGUUGAACAGGACAGGGGGACAAAAGGAGAAGACAAAGGGGAGAUACUGGUCUCCAUAUCAGCAGAUGGAAGAGUAACUAAGUGGUUUGUUCGGAAAGGAUUAAGCUGUACUGAUCUGAUGAAGCUAAAGCGAACAGCUAGUGAAAAGAAAAAAGGAGCAGAAAAGAAAAGUGAAGCAUUGAUAUCACGACAGGCUCCAGGGCUAGCCUUUGAUUUUCAUCCAAAGGAUACUAAUAUAUAUAUGGUUGGGACAGAAGAAGGCUAUAUUCACAAAUGCUCCUGUUCUUACAAUGAACAAUAUCUGGAGACUUACAGAGGACAUAAAGGUCCUGUGUACAAAAUAGCAUGGAAUCCAUUCAGCACAGAGGUGUUUCUAAGUUGUUCUGCAGACUGGAGUAUUAUAUUAUGGCGGCAGGAUUCGGUUCACCCUAUUUUGACCUUCAGUUCCACCACCAACGUUAUUUAUGAUGUAAUGUGGUCUCCCCAUUCAGCAUAUGUCUUUGCAGCUGUGAAUGAAACUAGAGUGGAAAUCUGGGAUCUUAGUGUCAGCACGUUGGAUCCCCUGAUUGUAAAUCCUGCCACUGGAAAUUUGAAAUUCACAACAGUACUUUUUGCUAAAAAUACAGAUUGCCUUCUCAUUGGGGACAGUGAUGGACAAGUCACUGUGUAUGCACUAAGAAAUAUGGCUGAACUAGAGAGAAAGAAGAUGGACAUUCUACAUGAUAUGAUUGGCUCUACUCUAAUCACUCCAGAGUAGCAUUUUACAGCAACAGGCAGUGAAAAAAGGAAGUGAUGCUGACAUUUAAAAAGGAAAAAGGGAGUGAUCUCUGACAUUCAAUUAAGCAACAAUGAAAAAUAUAACUAACUAUUAAAUUGGUGUACAUAUACAUGUAUAUACAGAAAAAAUCUGUUGGAAAUCUUUUUGAAACUUCCUAAAUGUUUGCUUGGAAAGUACCAAACACUACAGACAUGCACAUUCUCUUUACAAGUGUAAUAUAGCACACCAUGCUUAGCAUCAAACAUAAUCCACAUGGUGGAAGCUAAAUCUUUCCUUAUGCCCUGGGUUAGGGAUUAUUGGAUGGAAUUCACUUGGGGAGUUACAUCUGCAGGAAAUAGAACUGAGCAGUUUCACAAUGUCUGUAUAUCGCAAGGGGCUGCUGUUACAUUACUAUAUACAGUAUGGAAGUGACUGGUGUACAUAGGAAUUUUUGCACAAUGGAAUCCGAUGCACAAUGGUAGUGAUGAACAUUGGAAACCAAUGCACAGUGGGACCCAAUGCACAACAAGACUGGUGUGAAUCAAAACUGAUGCACAAUGGGAUAAAUGGAAAACAGGAUACUGGCUAGGGAGUGCCAAUGCACAUCGGUAGAGCCUGAUGUACAUCAGGACACUCUUGUUCAUCUUGUUAUGCAUCUUUGCAAUUCACUAUUAAUUCAUUUAGUUUAAUUUAAUUAGAAAUAAUAAUUUACUUAAUACCUCUGGUACAUA
Molecule: messenger RNA, 3475 nt
Organism: Sceloporus undulatus (fence lizard)
Lineage: Eukaryota; Metazoa; Chordata; Lepidosauria; Squamata; Phrynosomatidae
Gene: DNAI4
Product: dynein axonemal intermediate chain 4
Exons: 17
Coding region: 243-2744 (833 amino acids)
Biological process (GO): cilium movement
Cellular component (GO): axonemal dynein complex
Molecular function (GO): dynein light chain binding; dynein heavy chain binding
Source: RefSeq, a predicted model, not a curated record